AUGACUAAUGCUCAAGAGUUGGGGCAAGAGGGUUUUAUGUGGGGCAUAUCCAAUUCUGAUGAUUCCGGAGGUGGUUGCAAAAGAAUCGAGAAAGAACCGCUUCCAUCACAUCCGUCUCAUCCGUCGCCAGAGAUCCAGACUACGACGGUUAAAAAGGGAAAAAAGAGAACGAAAAGAAAUGAUAAAAACCAUGAAGAAGAAUCACCUGAUCAUGAAAUACAUAUAUGGACCGAAAGAGAAAGGAGAAAGAAGAUGAGGGACAUGUUUUCUAAAUUACAUGCUUUGCUUCCCCAACUUCCUCCUAAGGCAGACAAAUCAACAAUUGUAGAUGAAGCAGUGAGUUCAAUCAAAUCCCUUGAACAAACUUUGCAAAAACUUGAAAUGCAAAAGCUUGAGAAGCUUCAGUAUUCUUCUGCCUCAACAAACACAACUCCUACUACAACUUUUGCUUAUGCUCCAUCAUCAUCCUCUUCUCCAACAGCUCUCCUCACACCAAUAUCAAACCAUCCCAUAGACGCCACCGCAACAGAUUCUUACCCUCGCGCAGCUUUCUUGGCCGAUCAGGUAUCUUCUUCCAGUGCCGCUGCUGCGAACCUGCCUUACCCUUGUAAUGAUCCGAUCGUGAAUUUCGAUACUUGGUCCUCACGUAACGUGGUGCUGACUAUCUGUGGGAAUGAAGCUUUCUUCAAUUUGUGUGUCCCUAAACACAAACCAGGGGUUUUCACUUCUGUUUGUUACUUGUUUGAGAAGUACAACAUGGAGGUUUUGUUUGCUAAUGUCUCCUCUAAUGUUUUCUGGAGCACCUACGUGAUCCAAGCACAGGUAAAUCCGAGUUGUGAGAAUCAGUUACUGGGAAAUGGUCUUGGAGUUGUAGACGUUUUCAAGCAAGUUUCUCAAGAACUGGUGUUAUAUUUUUCAUCUCUAUAAAUCAUAACUGGCUGCUUCGGUUUGAGUUUUAAGUAUUUUCAGGGUUUGUUUUCUUUGCGAAGUCCCAAGGCUUAUGCAGAGAGAUUAGCUUGGACUUUUCACUUUAAACCCCAUCAUCAGAAGGAAAGAAAGAAAAAAAAAGGAAUAAGAGAAGAUAUAUAGCUUCUUCGGACAUUGUUUUUUUCGCAAUUUUAAUUUUAUCUUCUUUAUCAAUGUAUUGGCAAAUGUUAUCAAAUGAGAUAUUUAAGUUC
This is a messenger RNA of Arabidopsis thaliana (thale cress), 1178 nucleotides long. RefSeq names its product basic helix-loop-helix (bHLH) DNA-binding superfamily protein (gene RGE1). Gene Ontology annotation, biological process: regulation of DNA-templated transcription; endosperm development. Gene Ontology annotation, cellular component: nucleus. The coding region runs from base 1 to 927 and encodes 308 amino acids. The record is from RefSeq and is marked reviewed. NCBI's taxonomy places the organism in Eukaryota, Viridiplantae, Streptophyta, Magnoliopsida, Brassicales, Brassicaceae. Gene Ontology annotation, molecular function: protein dimerization activity; DNA-binding transcription factor activity. The transcript is spliced from 3 exons.